AUGAACCCGUAUCAGCAAGGCCAUUCGGGAUACAAUUCGCAACCGCGAUACCUCCAUAAUAUUGGAUUUAGCAACACAGCUCCACAAUCAUUUGGGAAUCCGCUGCCGAUGCCUGGCUUUCCCACUAUGGGCUAUCCUGCGCCUCAGCCUGGGUACGGCCAGCCCAGCCAGGGCAUCCCACAACACAGUACUGGAUACCCAAAUAGUCAAGGCUAUCCAAACAGCGCUCAAAGCUAUCCAACUAGUGCUCAAGGGUAUCCACAACCUGCUCAAGGCUACCCACAAGCAGCUCAAGGCUACCCACCAGCUGCUCAAGGAUACCCACAAGCUCACACUGGGUAUCCCCAGGCAAGUCAAGGAUAUCCUCAGACAAAUCAACAUCAAGGCUACCCUUCACAUAUUCAAUCUCAAUCUCAAAUUCAACAAGCAUAUAGUGUAUCAUCAAACCCAAUGGCAAACACUCUAAAGUCUAAACCUACCGUCGUGCCAGCUAACCCCUUCGACCCGCGUGAAGAUGCUGCGGUGCUUCGUAAAGCGAUGAAAGGAUUCGGAACGGACGAGAAGGCUAUAAUUCAAGUUUUGACACGGCGCAGCAACGAACAACGUUUACGUAUCGCGUUCGAGUUCAAAACUUUGUAUGGAAAAGAUUUAGUGUCAGACUUGAAGAGCGAAACCAGCGGCAAAUUCGAAGACCUAGUAGUGGCGCUUAUGACACCACUACCUCAGUUCUACGCCAAAGAGCUGCAUGAUGCAAUUUCCGGCAUCGGCACCGACGAAGAUGUCCUCAUCGAAGUUAUGUGCACUAUGUCCAACCACGAGAUUCAUGUCAUCAAGCAGGCGUACACAGCCAUUUACGGAACGCUGCUCGAGGAUGAUCUGCGCGGUGACACAUCAGGAAAUUUCAAACGGCUUAUGACGUCUUUAUGUAUGGGUAAUAGAUCUGAAGACUUUCAUGUGGAUCAACAGAAAGCCAGAGACGAUGCAAGAAGCCUGUUGCAAGCCGGUGAACUCCGUCUUGGCACUGACGAAUCGGUGUUCAAUGCAGUGCUCUGCUCCCGUUCGUUCCCGCAGCUGGCGGCCAUUUUCCAGGAGUACCAUAACCUCACUGGCCAUGACAUCGACGACGCCAUAAAGGCCGAGUUCUCUGGUGAUAUGGAGAAAGCUCUGAGAGCGAUUGUGAAAGUUGUCCGCAACAAGCCGCUGUUCUUCGCAGAGCGCCUGCACAAGUCUAUGAAGGGACUGGGAACCAACGAUCGGCAACUAAUACGUAUCAUGGUGACUCGCUGCGAAGUUGACCUCGGCGAUAUCUCUAACAUGUUCCAGGCUAAAUAUGGCGAGACCCUGCAGAGCUGGAUAGAGGGCGACUGCUCCGGUCACUACAAGAAAUGUUUGCUGGGACUGCUGGGGCUUUACUAA
This is a messenger RNA of Parnassius apollo (apollo), 1416 nucleotides long. NCBI's taxonomy places the organism in Eukaryota, Metazoa, Arthropoda, Insecta, Lepidoptera, Papilionidae. The record is from the annotation of a GenBank genome assembly.